Aedes aegypti (yellow fever mosquito) is the source of this 1861-nucleotide messenger RNA. Its product is annotated as fatty acyl-CoA reductase wat. The record is from RefSeq and is a predicted model, not a curated record. Gene Ontology annotation, molecular function: alcohol-forming very long-chain fatty acyl-CoA reductase (NADP+) activity. Bases 261 to 1829 code for a protein of 522 amino acids. Gene Ontology annotation, cellular component: peroxisome. Gene Ontology annotation, biological process: long-chain fatty-acyl-CoA metabolic process. The transcript has 4 exons. Lineage: Eukaryota; Metazoa; Arthropoda; Insecta; Diptera; Culicidae.
UUCCCCAUUUCGACGUAGGUAACGCCCGUAAACGAUUGACGACCGUUUCGAUUGACCUGUGUUUGCUGGGCGCCCGCCGUUUUGCAUUCGCAAUUAUUCCCCAAAAGUGAGCGUGGAAUUAAUUUCCAAUUCGACAACCGUGCACACAAUUAGCACCACGCCGUACGCUGUUUAGUGCGAUAGGCUCAUUUCAACCGUUCGUAUCGGUGCCGCUUUUGAGAACCGACUCAGGAAACUAUCCCCACUAAGUUACUUAGAAAAUGCUGGAGCAAAUUUUCAUCAGUGAUGACGCCGUACGGGAUCCGGCCAAAAGUGCCCACUCACCGAUACGGAACUUUUUCCGCGGCAAAACCGUGUUCCUCACCGGGGGGACCGGAUUUCUCGGGAAGCUGUUCAUCGAGAAACUGUUGCAGUGCGAAGUGCGUGAAAUUGUGCUGUUGAUUCGUAGCAAACGUGGUCGAACUCCGCGGGAACGACUGCAGCGGCAACUGGAGCGAGAACCAAUCUACACGCAAUACUCGCGAAAUGCAGACUUCUACUGGAGUAAGUUACGUAUCAUGGAGGGAGCACUGGAGCAAGAGGAAUUGGGUCUGUCGGAAGUGGACAUAGACUACCUCCGAACCCAUGUCGAAAUCGUGAUUCACUCGGCCGCAGAUGUGCGUUUUGACCUUUCGCUGAAAGCCUCCUUCCGCACGAAUGUGUUCGGAGCGAAACAACUGGUUAACAUUGCACUUGGCAUGCGAAAGUUGAUCUCGUUCCUGUACAUCUCGACUGCGUAUUCAAAUUGCAUCCAGGAGGUGGUCGAGGAGAAGUUCUAUGACACCGAUGUCGAUCCGGAGGAGAUGAUGCGAGUCGUGGAAGCUAUAGACGAGGAGCAGCUGGAUACACUGAGCAGGAAAAUUAUCCAGCCUUGGCCUAAUACCUAUACGUAUGCGAAGGCACAGGCAGAGGGCGUGUUCCGGAAGUACUGCAACCGGUUGCCCGUCGUGCUGGUUAGACCAUCGAUAAUAAUUUCAACCCUGGAGGAUCCGAUUGAGGGCUGGACGGAUAACAUAUACGGCCUGAAUGGAGUAAUAACCGGUAUUGGAAGCGGUGUGCUGCGUAUCUUACACCUCAACGCAGACUAUUGUGUGGAUGUCGUUCCGGCUGACUUGGCCGUAAAUGCGUGUCUGGCCACCAUCUGGUAUACGGCUAGUCAAUCUCCCAUUGAAGUGGAUGGCAACGAGCGGGUGUUCAAUUGUAUCAGCCGAAAAGAUAAUCCGUUCACCUAUCGGGAUGUGCGAAGUUUUUCCGUGGAGUUUCGAGGGAAGAUUCCAGCUCUGCAGACACUGUGGUUCCCAACGGUUACGUUCAUAGAGUCUGCUACGCUGCACUGGUUUCUUCAAUUGUUUUACCAUUUCAUUCCGGCUAUACUAUUUGAUGUCUUUGCUAAGCUGAGUGGUCGCGAGGCAAAGAUACUGUUCCUCUACCGAAAAGUUCAGCAGUUUGCCGAUGCGUUGGAAUUCUUCACCACGAAUCAGUGGACUUUCACCAAUAAUCGGAUGCGUAAAGUGUAUGAAAGCAUGUCCGAAGACGACAAGGAGUGUUUCCCGGCCGACGUGAAGCUGGUGAAAUGGGCCGAUUUUAUGCAUAUUUACGUUUUGGGUUUAAGGAAGUACAUUUUGAAGGAAGACAUGAACAACUUGGAACAGGCGCUGAGAAAAUUCCGAAUGCUGAAGAUCGCACACUACUCAGUGUUAACGGUGGUUUACACGUUGAUCACGCUAGUUGCGUUUUUAUUGCUUCGAACAUUUUGGACUAAUUUUGUGUCCCAUUAUUUAAGUGGGUAGGAAAAUACAUGCCGAUGAAUUCUGCAAAUUGA